Molecule: messenger RNA, 1044 nt
Organism: Anopheles funestus (African malaria mosquito)
Lineage: Eukaryota; Metazoa; Arthropoda; Insecta; Diptera; Culicidae
Product: antigen 5 like allergen Cul n 1-like
Exons: 3
Coding region: 143-925 (260 amino acids)
Source: RefSeq, a predicted model, not a curated record
CCCUCAAACAUAUCAGUGUUUCGAAGGCACUGAACAGUGUAAGAGGUCUAUUGGAAGCUUGAUUCGUAUUGUAAUUGUUUGUUUUAUUGCGAGCAAGAUUUGUUUGGAAAUUUUUCUAAAGUUUCAAAGGGGUUUUGGAAAGAUGUCGAGCGGAAAGGGCAAGAUGAUGUUGCUGCUUGCGGUCCUUGUUGCAGCUGCAAUGAAGACAAGUGUCGCUCAGGACUAUUGUAACCCGGAUUUGUGUGAUCCCGGUGAUGAUCACAUUGGAUGUAACAAUCCGGGUGGCUUCACCAGCAACUGUCCCGCCGGAGCUAAGGUUAUUAAAAUGACGGACGAGCUGAAGAAGAUCAUUCUGGACGAGCAUAACAAGUAUCGCAGUACUGUGGCAACUGGUGGAAUAAAAUGGCUUCCGAAAGCUAAGCAGAUGACGACGAUGACUUGGGAUGAUGAGUUGGCUAAGCUGGCCAAGCUGAACGCCAAUCGGUGUGUACAGAAGCAUGACGAUUGCCACAACACUGCCAAACAUCGUUACUCAGGACAGAACUUGAACCACAUCACUACCAGUGCUCCAUCGAUCGACAACAUCCCGCAGGUGGUCAAGGAUCUCAUCUCGUCCUGGUGGGAUGAGCGUCGCGAUGUGAACUCGCGCAUGGUCAAGGCGAUGUACGAUCCGGGCAGACACACCAUGAUCUUCCAUUUCGCCGUGAUGGCUGCGGAUAAGGCAAACAAGAUCGGUUGCGCCAUCAGUCAGUGGCCGGAGAAUGGCAAUCCCUACCUGUAUCUGGUGUGCAACUAUUCCUUCACGGACAUUGUUGGGCUGCCGAUGUAUGCACAGGGUGAACCGUGUUCGGGAUGUACGAAGGGCUGUAACUCCGCUUACACUGGACUCUGCAAUCCUGAUGAACCCGUUUCCGUUCCGUACUAAGUGAAUUUCUUCGUGAUUCACAAAGGCAAAUGUACAACAGGAUAAUCGAUCAGACGCUUGCUCUAUGCUUUGUCGUAGUUAAAUAAAAGCAAUGAAAAAGAUUUUUACAGCAUAAACAA